CUGUGAUUUCGUACCAUUUCAUUUUGCAUUUGGCUUCCUCCACUUCAAUUUCCUUUUCUAUACCUCCGAAAUGGAUUCUCCGAUCUCCUUUUUCCAGUUGAAUACUGGUGCUAAGAUCCCCUCCGUCGGCCUCGGAACUUGGCAGGCAGCUGAAGGUCUCGUCGGUAAUGCCGUUGCCGCCGCCGUCAAGUUCGGAUAUCGACAUAUUGAUUGUGCUCAAAUCUAUGGUAACGAGAAAGAGAUUGGUUCAGUUCUCAAAAAGCUUUUUGAAGAUGGUGUAGUUAAACGUGAGGAUAUGUGGAUCACGUCCAAACUCUGGUGUACUGAUCAUGCUCCAGAAGAGGUUCCUGCAGCACUUGACAGAACCUUGAAAGAUCUGCAGCUUGAUUACCUUGAUCUCUACCUGAUCCAUUGGCCAGUUCGGAUGAAACAUGGAUCUACUGGCUUUGCCCCUGAAAACUUUCUUGCGCCAGACAUACCAAGCACAUGGAAAGCCAUGGAAGCACUCUUUGAUUCUGGAAAAGCCCGAGCUAUCGGUGUAAGCAAUUUCUCCUCCAAAAAACUUGGAGAUUUGCUCGAGGUAGCUCGCGUUCCCCCAGCUGUCAAUCAGGUGGAGUGUCACCCAUGUUGGCAGCAGGACAAAUUACGUGAAUUUUGCAAAUCAAAAGGAGUUCAUCUAAGUGGAUACUCCCCAUUGGGUUCACGUGGGACAACUUGGCUCAAGGGUGGUGAUAUUCUUGAAAACCCAAUUCUUAAAGAGAUUGCAGAAAAACUUGGUAAGACUCCUGCACAAGUUGCCCUUCGUUGGGGACUACAAAAGGGUCAUAGUGUGCUUCCAAAAAGUACUUCCGAGUCAAGGAUCAAAGAGAAUUUGGACGUUUUCGAUUGGUCGAUACCUGAAGAUUUGUUUGCUAAGUUUUCUGAGUUCCAUCAGGCAAGGCUUAUUGUAGGAACCUUUUUUGCUAAUGAAAAUUAUGUGUACCGGACGGUUGAGGAAUUGUGGGAUGGAGAGAUUUAAAGGUGUUUGCUAAUAUCAUUUGGAGAUUACAAAGAGAAUCUCCUUCGCGGCAUUUCGGUACAACAGUUGGUAUGAAAAUAAUUCAAGUUCUUAAGUAAUGAAUUGUGGUAACUUAAGUUCUAUUAUAUGUUAUUUUAUUUGGGUUCUUCUCCUUGUAGAUGUGCUCUAGUCUUUAAGAGUAUAUGUUUUAGAGGGGCUUUAAAAGUUUGGUUGGGUUAUUUUGAUAUGUGAUAAUUGGAACACCGGUGGAUUUAGUAUAAGAUUGAGUCCCUUUGUCGUCUUUAUAUAAUAUAAUAUAUAUAUAUAUAUAUAUAUAUAUAUAUAUAUAUAUAUAAUUAUUUAAUCUUUAA
Messenger RNA from Cucumis melo (muskmelon), 1368 nucleotides. RefSeq names its product NADPH-dependent aldo-keto reductase, chloroplastic-like. Gene Ontology annotation, molecular function: aldose reductase (NADPH) activity. The coding region runs from base 71 to 1018 and encodes 315 amino acids. The transcript is spliced from 7 exons. The record is from RefSeq and is a predicted model, not a curated record. Lineage: Eukaryota; Viridiplantae; Streptophyta; Magnoliopsida; Cucurbitales; Cucurbitaceae. Gene Ontology annotation, cellular component: cytosol.